Polychytrium aggregatum is the source of this 915-nucleotide messenger RNA. RefSeq lists its product as uncharacterized. Lineage: Eukaryota; Fungi; Chytridiomycota; Chytridiomycetes; Polychytriales. The record is from RefSeq and is a predicted model, not a curated record. The transcript is spliced from 5 exons. Bases 1 to 915 code for a protein of 304 amino acids.
AUGUCAUCAAUAGACUGGAGCAACAGGAAGACUCCAUCGCAUGAGCCCGGUCGCAGCGGCUCCCCACGCAUGGCAGGAUGUCGUCCCCGCAUCCCGUUCCUCAUUCCCGAUGAUAUGCCCGAAGCACCCGAGCCUGUCUGGAGGUGGCCCGAGGAGAUGGGACGGGGACACAGCUACUGUGCAAAGCGGCCAGCAGCAUUAGUCAAGGUCCACAAAUCCGAGUUGAAUACACAUCGGCCGUCAAAAACCAUCGUCAAUCCAGCUGGUGUAUUCGAAAUUGCCGACACCUCGACCAAGCGAUGCACCCUCGACACCGAAACUCAGGACACGAUCCGCUCGGAGCUGGAUCGCUUUCGUGACGCCUCGUUGCGAAACCUAGUGCUGGUCUCGGAAAAGCCCAGUGUAACAGAGGGUCAAGUGAGGCGCCAGAGCAGUCCGGAGAGAGAGCCCAUCGAGAUCGACAGCAAGUUCAGGCCAGUACUCCUCAAAAUGCCAGCGAUCGAGAACAAUGAUCUCAAGCCCGACCGGCAGCUUCAUUUUGCACGCUUGCACCCGAUCGCGGCUGGUCUUCUUGCAGAGAUGUGCAUGUCAUUGAUCGAGUUUUCCUUCGGCGAGACAGACGGCGAUGUGCGGUUCGGCAAGGACGGUGCCCUGAUCUACACAACAUUUCAGAAGGAUGUGGCACUUCACACAUCGAUCUUCCUGCAAAACCCCGAGGGUCGCGAGAUUUGGAAGGUUUCCGAAAGAUCCGGUAGUGUCGGAUUCGAUGUCUUUGCCAAGAUGAAGAACGGAGACUGGAAGCUGCGUGGAACAAUCGAUCGAAGUUCGGGCACCUCCUUUGCCCGACUUGAUAUCAAAUGCAAAGGUGCCAGCCUCGCACUCAUCGCUUCCUGGCACUACAGGAAAUGGCGAUAA